CGACGAUUUGGAGGGGAAAAAACGAGGAAAAUGGUUUCAAACAUUUCUCGCGGUUUUCGUGAAGAUUGUCUGCAUUUUCUGAGUAAUUUUGCGUCCAGGGAAUCGCCUUACUUCGAAACGUUUUGUAAGGAAUGGCGCAAGGCGAACUUUCAGUACGUUUUCUGCGGCUGGACAUCGGAAGUGGAAAAGGUAGAAUACACGCAAGAGGUCCUGUAUAUCGUGAAACAAUGCUUUCUCUGCUCACAAAGACCGCUGGAACGGAUAGGCGCACUGUAUCUACUUUACACACUGUACAUGAAACAACCGAUGCAAUCGUUCUGCAAAAUCCGCGUCACUCUUUCUCAGUGGCAGCGGUUCCGGGAGAUCGCCGAACAACCGUACGAUGGCCAAAAGAUUCCGCAGCUCAGCGCGAUCGUGUGGAAAAUGUUCAUAUCCGAAGCGUUCCUGUUCGUGCAGGAAGAGAUCCAGCAUGGGUUCGAUAGUUUCUUCGUCAAAAAGUGUAACAACAAUAACAUGGACGAUCUGGCGCGUUGUGCGAUGCGCAUGGAGCGAGAGAUAACGACGAUGAACGCACCGACGGGGUUGUGCAAAGCGCUGGAAAUCCUAGAACUGGGAUACAACGAGAUGAACGAAGCAUUGCAGGACGGUGAGCCAUCGUCUUCUGACGCAAUCGUUGGUGACAAAAUACCGCAAUCGACGCUGAUGGAAAGCCUACGCAAAGAUUUCGACUCGAUGAUGACAGCAAUGGAUAAGGCAAACAAGCUCGUCUUUGGGCCACGGUGGGCGGUGGGCGAAAGUGGGUUGCCCAAGGAUACGAUCGGGAACCGCCGGUACUCGAAACGGCAAGAUGCUUUUCGGGCAAAGGUGCAGGACAAGCAAUUCACGAUAGCGACCAGUGCCCUAGAGGAUGUGGAGAUGGACGAUCCGGAAGACACCUCACCGCCGGAACCACAAUCUAGCUCUUCGAAGGAGAAGCCAGGGAGGAAGCAGACCAACAGCUCGUCCACUGCCGGCUCUAGUAAAGAUACGAAGAAAAACAUACGCUAUACUCGAAGCAAAAUACUGAUUUCGAAGGAUUAGAAGAGAGGCUUUACUGGAUGGUUCUUGUCUACUGGUAUUUGAAGCGGAGAAGUGAUAAUGAAUUGGAUAAUGAACGAUUAAUUCAAUGAAUUGAUUAAGCAUUAGUUACGUAAACCAAGAAAUUGCCAUUUGAAUAGAAGAAAAUAAAUUUUAAAUUACUCUUUAA
Molecule: messenger RNA, 1246 nt
Organism: Anopheles aquasalis
Lineage: Eukaryota; Metazoa; Arthropoda; Insecta; Diptera; Culicidae
Gene: Pbp45
Product: proximal sequence element A Pbp45
Biological process (GO): snRNA transcription by RNA polymerase III; snRNA transcription by RNA polymerase II
Cellular component (GO): snRNA-activating protein complex
Molecular function (GO): sequence-specific DNA binding
Source: RefSeq, a predicted model, not a curated record